AUGUGGGCACCGUUCAAGGGACCACCGGCGAUUGGUUGGGUGUCGAAUGGGACGAUGCAAGUCGAGGCAAACACUCAGGAGAGCAUAAAGGCCAAAUAUCCCACGGCGGGGUCUUUUGUUCGCCCCUCCAGGCCUUCAGACCAGCCUCUGAGCUUUCUAGAAGCCCUGCGGGAGAAAUAUGCUUCUGAGUCCGAGAAUAGCCUUGCUCACAGUGAUUUGCUCAGUGGAGAAACUGUUCGAGGCAAGGCAAUUGAAAUUAGCGGCAAGGUAGUCGAAGAAGUUGGCUUCGACAAAAUUCGGAAACAGCUCGCUGAGCUCCAAGAGCUACGCAUUGUCUUGCUUGAUGGCUUACGGGUUGUUGGGGUCCUUGCAUCCUAUGAACAGGCUCAAGUCUCACAUAAUGAGGAAGCACAAAAGAUCGGAGAAACGUGUCCCAAGAUCACGGAACUUGAUCUCAGCCGAAGCUUAUUGAGUCGAUGGCGCGAUGUUUGGGAUAUUUGCGACCAACUUAAGCAUCUAAGGAAGCUGAAGUUGAAUGGAAACCGGUUUCAAGCUUUAGAGGAUGACCUGACCUUCAAGGGGAUCACUGAGCUACAUUUAGAAGAAACCAUGCUUAGCUGGGAUGAAAUUGCUGCUAUUGCAUACCGAUUCCCUGGCUUGACAUCUCUCACGGCAUCUGCGAACCAGCUCUCUGAGAUGACCUGUCCACUCCCUAGCACUAUCACAACAUUAACCCUCGAGCACAAUGAGAUCACCUCAAUAUCAGCUCUUCGACAUCUCGCCGCACUUCCAAAAUUGGAGCACCUCUCCAUUCGUGGGAAUAACAUCAGCACCGUGAACCAAAACACCACAGAUACAACCCUAGACUUCCAAUUCCCGCCAACUCUCCGCUCCCUCGAUCUAUCCCGUAACAACAUCACCUCGUGGACCAUCCUCAACAAACUCCCCACAGUCUUCCCAGGCCUAACCACCCUCCGAAUCACCGCCAACCCCCUCUUCGACCAACCACCCCUCCCACCCUCUGUCGCAGAAGCCUCCAAGCCAAUGACAGUCGACGAAGCCUUCAUGCUAACCCUAUCUCGCUUCCCAUCAUCCCUUACCAUCCUAAACUACAGCACCAUCUCACCACAAGACCGCUCCAAUGCAGAGAUGUACUACCUAUCCCUCAUCGGUAAAGAACUCUCCGCCACAACCGAGGAAGAAGAACCCGCCAUCCUUGCUACACACCCGCGGUACAGCGAACUUUGUGAGCUAUAUGUCGAGCCGACUAUCACAAGAGUAGUUGUGUCGGAUUCCUCGGGUGCGAGAGUCAUCCAUCCGCGAUCCGUAGCAGCGCGACUGGUUAAAAUGGCGUUCCGUUUGCCUUUUGGAAACGACGAAUCCAAGAUUCAAGUCAAGGAGAUCCCUGGUUCGUUUGAUACGUACCAAGUCAAGGCGCUUGUGUCGCGGCUCUUCGGGCUUCCAGCGUUUGGGUUCCGGUUGGUUUGGGAAACGGAUGAGUGGGAUCCUGUGGAGAAGCAAGUUGGUGAGGAGGGUGUUGUUGAAUGGGAUGAAGAUAGUGAGGAUGAGGAUCGUCCUGCUAUUAGCUCUGGGCUUGAGACAACCGGGGAUGGUCCUGAUAAGAGUCGGUUUGUGCGUAGGGAGGUGGAGCUGGUUGAUUCAACGAGAGAUGUCGGGUUUUUGUUUCAGGGUGAAGUUGGAGAGGUUAGGAUUCGAGUUGAUGUUGUUGAUUAUGGGUCUACGAGGUAG
Penicillium expansum is the source of this 1749-nucleotide messenger RNA. RefSeq lists its product as uncharacterized. The record is from RefSeq and is a predicted model, not a curated record. The transcript is spliced from 4 exons. Lineage: Eukaryota; Fungi; Ascomycota; Eurotiomycetes; Eurotiales; Aspergillaceae. The coding region runs from base 1 to 1749 and encodes 582 amino acids. Gene Ontology annotation, molecular function: protein binding.